AUGUGGAGGAAGGCUUCUGUAGCAGCCCUGCUGGCGUUAGCUGUUGGCUAUCUUUACCAUGGCAGUCCGGAGCUGCCAGAGCAGGUCCUACAGUACAUCAGCCUGCCAAACUUCCAGCAGCCAUCACAGAGUCAGAGCGGCCAGAGCAGCCAGACCAGGCAGACCAGUCUGGAGGAGGUGAUCUCCUCCGCCUGGGAGACUCUGAUCAGUCUGCCCAGCCGGCAGUGGAGCAAAGUGGCUGUGGGGUGAGUCAGAAAAUCAAAGUGUUGGACUGAAGGAGAGAGAUGCAGGUCCUUCUUUAGUCACCGUUGCGCAGCUGGAGUUUAUAUUUAUUUCUGCUGGAGUUGCUCUGCUGUAAACGCAGGCAUGUUGAGAGGCUGUUUUCAGCCCGGCUGGUGAGGAGGAAUGUGUGAUCAGGAGCUCAGAUGGCUGCUUCCAAGACUUGAGCUCUCGAGUGAGUUAAAUUACCGUCUAUACCUAUCACAUAGCCUACAGACGGCUGCUCUCGUAUGGCCAACACAUGCGAUCUGUGUCAUUGAGAGGUGGAGGCAGGUGAUUGGGUGAGCCUCAGGGACGGCCUACCAGAGGGAUGGACAGACUGCAAACACAGAGGAGGCUUGAAGGAGAGGAAGUUAAAGGGGGUGGUGAUAAUAUUUAUAGUCAAAGUGAAAAAGGAUCUCGUUCCAACAUGUUUAAAAGUUUUAAAAGGAAGAAUAAGUUGCUGGCAGUGAGAAAAAGGAGAGACUGCAUCAGUGAAAGUCCUGUUAGUAAGCACAUCCAUAGAGCUAAAAGUGCACUUUCAUUUAACGGUCAUAACUUUUGUCCAAAGGCAGAUCUGGUGUGAAAAAAGAUUCCCACGAUGAGUAGACAGAGAAAAACAAGAAGAUUUUCACACGACUGAGAAACUUUCCCUCUUUCUUUCAUCACUUUUUAAUCAAGCUGACUUUCAUUAUCAUGAAUUUGCAUAUUUACAGAACAAGCUGACACACUUAUCAACACUGUCCUAAAUUUGUGAUAGCUGCUCGUCUUCAGGUUUCUUUUUUUCCACAUUAUAGAAAGAGCUUCAGGAAACAUGUGCAUGUCCUCUUUUCUGUUUUGACUAGAAAGCAGAGUUUUGAUUUAAUGAGCUGGGACAGGAAACUUCGAGGGAAUGAGCUAAAGUAUCGUACCAACCAAAACAUGAGACGUCUUUUUUCCCCUUAAGAAAUCUUAAAAAAAAACAGAGUGUGGGGUCCAAAGAGAGCCGGCACAAGAAGAUGAUCUUAAAAAGCGUGUUUGAUUAUGUUUCCAAGAAAUAAAUCCUACUACUCGAGGUAGCCCUAUUAGUCAGUCAGGGUGAUUGAUGUCUGCGCUCACAAGGCAAAUUGAAGAAUAAUAUUUGUAGACACUACAGGCAGCAUCAUCUGUGUAGCUGCUGUGUUGAGCAACAUUAAUGUCCACUUAAAUAAUCACACAUUUUGCAUUUCCAUUAAAGAAUUUAAAAGUGUGAUAGUUUUACAGGAGACCUUUUAAGGGUUAACGAUAAGUACCAAACUUACUCUCAGGACUGGGCAACAGAUGAUUUGUUUUGUUCCUGUAAACAGCUUAUGCACAUUGAAACAUCAUUAAAGGACACUACAUAUACUUAUAACCCAAUCCUAGGGCUGGGCAAGAAACUGAAAAUUUACAGAUACUGAAAUUGACAACAAUAACUGACCUCGUUUUACAAAUGUCAGUAUGUUUGGUGUCAAAAAAAUUGAAUAUACUCAUAGCCCGAUCCUAGGGCUGGGCGAUACACCGAAAUUUACAGAUACCAAAAUUUACAAUUUUGCAACAAUAACUGAUGUCAUUUUGCCCAUGUCAAUAUAUUCAGUGUCAAAAAUAUAAAAAUACUUUUAGUCCAAUUCUAGGGCUGGGCGAUACAGCGAAAAUUUACAGAUACCAAGUUUUACGACAACAACUGACGUCAUUUUGCCCAAAUCGAUAUAUUUGGUGUCAAAAAAAUAAAUAAAUCAAAGUUGGUUUUGGAUGUGUGUAGGUAGGCUAUGGUCUCAUGUCCCUUUAAGACGCUGUCCUACGUCAGAGACGUGACUCCACCCCAUCCAGUCCGUAACAAAGAGGGAAAGACAGGUGAGGAGAUGGAGGACGGUUCAAAAGUUGUAGCGGCUAAAGUAGACAAAGUUGAUGUGGGAGGGGGUGAGCAGCUUGUGGAGUAGUUAUCGUCCAAUUAUCGUUAUCGAGGUGAACUGAUCAAUAAAUUUGUGAUAUUGAUCUGAGGCCAUAUCGCCCAGCCCUACUGCAACCCUCGUUUCUCACUUAAACUCUGUGUUUCUUACGAGCCCCUGUCCUCUCCCCUGUGUUCAGGGUGAAUGCCUGUGUUGACGUGGUGGUCUCUGGAGUGGGUCUCCUCCAGGCUCUGGCUGUGGAUCCUGGAGCCGGCAUGGACCAUGAGGUGCUGCACUCCAAAGAAGACUUGAGGGAAACGUUCAUCCACUACAUGGGGCGAGGAGCGGCAGCCGAGCGCUUCUUCAGCGACAAGGAGGUGUUUCAGAGGAUCGCGCGGGCGGCAGCAGAGUACCCCGGUGCAAAGGUCAGACCAGAUCACUCUGUGAAUGUUUUAGAGGAUGAUUUCUCGUUGUUUUCUGAGGUUAGAUUUUCAUAUAUUUUCCUGUCUUGUAAAAUUCGUCUUCUUUCAGCUGUAUGUGGGAGGAAAUGCCGCUCUCAUCGGUCAGAAGCUCGCCACAUACCCUGAUCUGAUGGUACGCCCUGAUUAAAUGAAAGAUGAAGAUUAAAAAUAUGUGUGACAGUCAGUUUGAUGAUAAAAUCCUCGUGUUGGAUGUUUCUGUCCCACAGGUUUUGCUUUGCGGCCCAGUUGGACCUAAACUUCACGAGAUGCUGGACGAGCAGAUAGUUGUUCCUCCAGAGUCUCUCCAGGAAACGGAUGAGUAUCACCUCAUCCUGGAGUAUAAAGCCGGUACAGCUACGAUCAAGCUGCUCGUUUUCAUCCCUGAUUCCUCCACUCUGUACAGGAUGUGAAAUAAACAGCUGUUUUUAUUCUGCUUUCAUAACUCCAGGUGAAAAAUGGGGAUCAAUUCAGGCACCUCAAGCCAACCGCUUCAUCUUCUCUCAUGACGUCUCCAACGGGGGGAUGAGCUCACUGGAGACGUUUGUGGCGAGUCUGGAGGAGUUUGAGCCGGAGCUGGUCGUCCUGUCGGGGCUUCAUAUGAUGGAGGGUCAGGGCAGAGAGCUGUGGGAGGAGCGGCUGAAGGAGGUCAGUGGAUAAAAACUGGUCGUGUAAAGUUUCUCCACCUGUUGGUGUUAAUCUACAGAGCUGGUGUUUUUGCCCUGUAUCAUGAUAUGUGCUUAUCGUUUUUUUUAAUGUGUGGAGGUGCUGAGAGAAAUGGAAACUCGACAGGGUGAGACUAGGGAUGGGGAUCGAUAACUGCGCCCAUUCAAUACCCAUUUCAGCUUCUUUCAAAACUCGAAAAUCAACUCUGCUGUAGAGUUUUGAGGGUCCCGUGAAGUAACGUUAAACCUGAGUCAAGUCCUGUUCAUUAACUCAGUCGUAAACACUCAGGUUUUAAGAUUUUUUGGUUUCUGGUGGUCGGUUGUUUACAAGGAUGGGCAAACAUGCACAAAGGUCCAAAGUGUGUUAUAACAAGGAACCAUCAAUAAACUACCUGUUGAUGUUCUUAGAAAAGGCUGUUUCUCCUUCAACAGCUUUCAUGUCAUGUGACCAAUUGACCUAAAAUUGAUUUCAAAUAAUAGUACUUAUGUCGACCAAUAAGACAAACAUUAUUUGAUCAAUUUUUAUUGUGCCCCUAAAGUUCUUUGUGAGCUCCUUCUGAAAAAGGUUAGUGUCAAGCCCUGAACAGGUGAAGACUACAGGUAUGAAGCUCAGAGGAAGGAUCCUCACAGGAGCUCAAAAAGUGACAUUUUAUAUUUAAUAAUAGGGCUGGGCGAUAUGGCCUCAAAUCAAUAUCACGAGUCACGUCUCUGACGUAGGACAGCGUCUUAGAGGGACAUGAGACCAUAGCCUACCUACACACAUCCAAAACCAACUUUUAUUUAUUUUUUCGACACCAAAUAUUUUGACACAGGCAAAAAAAAGUCGGUUAUCAUCGUAAAUUUUGGUAUCAGUUAAUUUUCGGUUUAUCGCCCAGCCCUAGGAUUGGGCUGUAAGUAUAUUUAGUGUCAUUUAAUGCUGUUUCAGUGUGCAUCAGAGCAUUAAAAGCCAAAUAUGGCCCAUUGAUAAGAUAUCUGUCAAAUAAAACUCAGAGGCGAUAUCCUCUUCUAGUGACACACAGUGGGUACAGAGAUUGCGUUAAAUCAGUCCACAAGUGUUUAAAAGUCUUAAAUGCAGAUUUAGUCUCAAAGUUUUUUGUUGCAGUUGUUAGAAUUUCCUUGACAUGCACUCACUUUUCAAUAAGAGAUAAAAGAAUACCGAUAUGGGCAGAAUGACUUUGGUUAUUGUCAUAAAUUUCAGUUUCUGUAAAUUUUCAGUUUAUCGCCUAGCCCUAUUUAACACUAUUCUACUCUCUCUCUCUCUCUCUCUCUCUCUCUCUCUCUGUCUCUGCAGGCUGUGUCGGCCAUAUCUGACAUCCCCAAAGAUAUUCCCAUCCACCUGGAGCUGGCGAGCAUGACCGACAAAGACUACAUGAACAGCAUCAUGCAGGAGGUACAUGUGGAAUACAGAUCAGUCACCUUCACCCGUCCUUCUCAGAGAAAAGGUAGAUGUGUUCCCAAACACUUGUGGAGUUCUGUGGAUUUAAUUAAAGUUUUUCCUUCUGCUUCCUGUUAGCAGGUUAUGCCCAUUGUCAGCUCCAUCGGGCUGAACGAGCAGGAGCUGCUCUUCCUCUCUCAGGCUGGCGAGGGGCCUCACUCAGACAUGGCCUCCUGGAAAGGCGUCCCAGACGUGGGUCAGGUCAGUGACAUCCUCCUCUGGAUCUUGGAGCAGCACGGCCGCAGCGACCCUCUGUCAGAAGCCGACCUGACUCGCAUCCAUUUCCACACGCUGGCCUACCACAUCCUGGUCACGGUUGACGGGUACUGGGCGAACCAGGUUGCGGCGGUGUCAGCCGGGGCCCGGGUGGCGAGCAGUCAGGCGUGCGGGCUCCAGUCUGUGGAUGUUAGCAAAGUGGAGCUCAAAGCGCCGCUGGAGUUUUACAGCUCACACACUGAGCCCAGAGAGAAGCUGACAAUAAACCCAGCACAGCCGGUGACUGUGUGGCACCGAGGAAACGUCACCUUCCACAUGACGCCCGUGCUGGUCUGCAAACAGCCUCUGCGGACAGUCGGUCUAGGAGACGCCAUCUCAGCAGAGGGACUGGUUUACUCUGAGAUAAAAACCAAGCAGCCAUUCUGAGCCGGUCUGCUUGAAUCUGACACUCCGUUUAUCUGGAAAAGGAUGCUGGGAAGGCUUAGAGACCCUUUUAAGUGUCACCUGCUGCUGCAGACGCUGGAUUUUGUCAGACCUGUGUGUCUUGAAACCAACUAUGUGUCUUCCUUCCCAAAGUUCCUCUGAGUCUACAAAUGAUGUUGAUGGUAUUAGUUUUAAAAUCCUGCCUGAUGGGUCCUCCAGCUCUCCUCUGCUCUCCUUCCUCCGAUCCUCCGGCAGACACAGACACCGAGGCGGAGCUGCUCACACGCGGAUCUGAGCGGACUGAGGCGGAUUGACUCUAUGCACUGGGCGCAGCUCAAAGUCGCCUUCACAAACUCCAAAGAGUUUUGUCGGCUCCCCUUAAUUACUUUCACUCGCAUACCUUCAGUAUGCCGUGCCUUGAGAAAAUAAUAGAGUUAAAUAUUUUAUUCUCACUUUAGAACCAAACCAAGUUAAAGCAAAGCCUCGCACAUAAGAUCAACACACACGUAUACACACAACUGUGUUUGUCUGGAAACUCUGAAGACGUCUUACUAUAUCAUAGGAGCUAAGUGGUAUUAUCUAUGUUCCUCGUUUCUGGUGCAUUCAUGUCAAAUAGUCUCUAGAUCACUUGAAAGCUCAUUCUCUCAUAGAUGUCUGACUUCUUAACGUGUAAUAAUGCUUCUAUCUAGAGAUACUUGACUUUUGUCUUUAUUUGUCCUGUGAGGAUAAAAAUUAGAAGAGCGUAACCAAGUCUUUGUUCUGUGUUUUUAGUCAAAACACUCCCAUGUUUAGGAUGUUUAAGUCUGCGUAGCUCAAACAACACCUGUUACAUAGUCGACAUAGUCUUGUUUUUCUCUCAAACUUAUAAAUUCCUGAUCAUAUGAUGAAACUUUAUGCUUUCGAAUGCAAAAUUUAAUUUGUUUUUUAAUGCAGAUCCUCCUUUAUGCAGUAAAACUCCAUUAGCAGUCAGGCGCUAAUAAACCUAAAGGUUCUGUCGGCAGUGAAAUCUGAAAUGAAAUUUGAAAGAGGUCAGAGGUUAUCAGGGUUACUGUAUUUCUCUGUUUUUUAUUGUUUUGCUGGUGCGACUUUAAACAUUUUGCAUCCUAGGCUUAUAAAAUGUUUAUGUUUUAAAUCAUGUAUCAUGAUUGGCUCGUUAGAAACCUUAAAACUGGCCGGAGUAACAAGUCAAGUUGAUUUAUUUUCUACAAAGUUGUUCAAUGAUGUUUUUUCAUGGGUCGUUUGUUGGUUUUGUUGUUUCUUUUUCUUUUUUUUCUGACCAUACUUGGGAACGCCUGAAUCAUGUCAGAUGUACAGUAUGUAACUGUCUGAGCAGUGUAUUUGUAUACCUCACAUGGCCACCGAAGGCAUGCAAUAAUAAUGAGUCUUAAUGCAAAACAAGCAUACAACAAAAAGAUGUAUGGCGUUGUGUUUAGCAGAAGUAAUACUUUGCACUAGUGGGAAGUGGCAGGUGAGCCUGCAAAGGUGAAUGUAACCUUAACUCCGACCCCCCUGUCAUUUUAGCAAGUACAAUCUACUCCACUCUACUCAUUUUUCAUAGUUUGUGUCUCAAGUUUUUAACAUUUGUAACUCUCAAUAAGUUUCAUUUACUUUCAGUUUGUCAUUAAAAAUCUAUGGAGAGGACGUCUUGGCUUCAUUAAUUUUCACAACCCCUCAACCCAGACUCUAAACUUGGUGCGAUUUUUUUUUUCACUUUUUAAAAUACUACAAACAUGGAAAUGAAAGUAUAAGUGAUGCCAAGUAUUUGUGACGCCAAACUUUAGUAUUUAAAUUUGAGAAUAAUACAACUCAAUACAACUAUGAAAUCACAUCGACUGUCAUCCAUCCUGACAGUCAGUUGUCUUUCUGUGUUGGAACAAUAACAACUCAGGUCCAAAACAGUUUGGCAAAUGUGUAAAAUGUUUAUAUAUUAUAAAUUUGAUGGUUUGAAAAGCAUUGAAACUUUAAAUGCAUUUAAACAUGUUUAGUUUAAAAAUGACACAUCAUGAAAAGUAAUUUGAUCCCAGUAACUGCAACUGCAAAACUUUUAAAUUAUUAAUGGUAGGGCUGUGCGAUAUGGCCUCAAAUCAAUAUCACAAUAAAUUGAGCAGUUCACCUCGAUAACGAUAAAUGGACGUUAACUACUCCACAAGCUGCUCACCCCUCCUACAUUAACGUUGUCUACUUUAGCCACUGCUCCAGCCAUUACAACUUUUGUCACGUUUCUGAUGUAGGACAGCGUCUUAAAGGGACAUGAGACCAUAGUCUACCUACACACCUCCAAAACCAACUUUUAUUUAUUUUUUUGACACCAAAUAUAUUGACAUGGGCAAAAUGACGUCGGUUUUGUUGUAAAUUUUAGUAUCAGUUAAUUUUCAGUUUCUCGUCCAGCCCUAGGAUUGGGCUUGAAGUAUAUUAAGUCUCAUUUAACGAUGUUUCAGCGUGCAUAAGCUGUUCACAGGAUCAGCUUACGCACAAUUCAGGAACAAAACAUCAUGUGUAGAGCAGAAUGAAUCGGUUAUUGUAAUAAAUUUCUGUAUCUGUACAUUUUCUGUUUAUUACCUAGCCCUAUAUAGUGGACUGGAUUGGGCUUAAAGUAUAUACAGUGUCAUUUAACGCUUCAGUAGUAAAAUAUCACGUGUAGAGUAUCAAAAGUCAGCAUCAAAAGGUUUUUUGACACAGAAUAUAUUAAUAUGGGCAAAGUGAGGUUUUUUGUGUCGUAAAUUUUGGUAUCUGUAAAUUUUCGGUUCCUCGCCCACCCCUAGGAUUGGGCUUUAAGUAUAUUUAGUAUCGUUUAUUGCUGUUUCAGUGUGCAUAAGCUGUUUUCAAAUUUUGAUUAGGCUCGGUCCGGCUCUGCAGUAACAUGUUAUAAAAAGUUAUUUAACACUGUCUUGCAUUACAAUAUAAAAAUGAAGAAUGUAAAACUGUUAAAGAGAAUAUAAACUUUUUUUUAAUCACAGUGAUACAUACAUGACACUACAGAAAUGAGAACAUACUGUCUGUCCUCAUUUUUUUAUUACCUCCUACUCUUGGAUUCCUGACAAAGCGCUGUUACGCGUCUGGAUCUGAUUGGUCCGCUCAUCCUUGCUACGCAAACCAAUCAGGAUAUCGUGCGUCUUACCGUUGCGUGCUGAAGCCCCGCCCCCUCGUUGUCGUGGACGCAGCGCAGCUCGGAGCCCCGGAGCGGCCGCCGCUGCUGCAGUCUCCACCCCCGGAUACCGCGCUCCUUCCCCCCGUAUAUAAAGCUACCACGACAGUCAGGCCGUCCCCGGGCUGCUCUAUCUUCUCGUUGAUGGUGAGGCUGUGCGAGAGAAGGAUGAAGUUCCUCGUUGCUGUUACGGUCAUUGUGGGAUCAUUGAUUUUUCUCGCUUUCCCUGAUGGCUCCUCGGCGGACGAGAAGAAGAAAGGCCCCAAAGUGACUGCGAAGGUAGGCGGUAGCUUGCUAACUAGCUCUCCCUCUGGAUCAUGGAGGAAAAUCUGAGCUCUUCCUUGUUGCUAACUCGAGCUGCAGGAAAGCCACGUCACGUCCAUUUCACGGGUCAUCCUGCUGUAAUGGUGGGUUUAUGUUCAGGGAAGAUAACCUUUAACAAACGGUGAAGUAAUAUCGAUGUUCGGACAGUAAAAGGAGAUUUUUACACCCGUGAAAAGUGGGUUAGCUGAUAAUGCCGCUAAAUAACGGACCGAUCAAUGUAAUCUCAAUGAAGCUACGAGCUACUAAAGCGGGUCUGUGGGCCUGAACCGAACCGAACUGAGCCGAAGCAAUUAGACAAAAAUCCAUCUAAUCUGGACUCUUAAUUUGAGAAUGAAGUGAUUUAGCAGUCUCCUCCCCUGCCGUCUGAUGCUCUUAUAUUUGGUGUUGUGUCUGGAGGUUCGUCCACGUCCACAGUCACAUGAACAGCUGAUCCCCAUGAGAUCAGGAAUUAUUCAGAUCUUUAGUUAGAAACACUUUGGUAAAAUAUGCAUCUGUAUGACCCCAUUUCUAAAGGUACCAUGCUUCAAAGUAGUCUGGUCCCCCUUUGUGUUUGUUUGAGCAUCUGCCAAACAUGACCGCAAUAGAUUAACUGUACUUUACUGUAAAAGGAAAAGGCAGCAAAAUCCUAGAGUCCAAAUGAAGACAAGUUUUCUGUCAUUGUAAUUGCAUAUGCAGUCAUUGUUUUUGUUACUUUUUCAACAUGUUAAUUAGGGGUGGGAGAAAAAUCGAUUGAAGUAUUUUGAUUUUUUUGUUUUACAAUUUUUAAGAUUAAAGGUCCUUUCACACCAGGAGCAUUUUUUUUUUUGUUUGUUUUUUGUGCGAUUAUUUCAGAUCUCAAUAUUUUUUUCGAACCCUUAUCCUGUCAAUACAAGCGUUCACAUCAGCGACGUUUUCACCAUCCUGCGAUAUUGCGGUAUUUAUUUUUUCGUAACAUGGUCGAUUUUUCUAAAGUUUCGCAUACUGUGUGUCCACUUCUGACCAAUCAGAUUGCGUGUUGUUGCACAGCAGGUUCACCGGUAUAUCCAACAUGGCCGACCGGCUGAUUGUUUACGUGUCGCAGAACAGAGUGAUUUUUGAUAAAAAACACAAAUAUUACAAAGAUAACGACCUGAAGGACAACAUCGUGUCGGAUUUCUUAUAUGACGAUGGUUUGUGUUCUUUAACAGUUUGCUAAACGUCUAUAGCUAACGGUUGUUACCAUAGUUUCAUGUGCUUGUCUUAUCGCCUCUGAUUGGCUAUAAGUGCUGACAGUUUGGCUUGAGCGUGUGAUGGCGUUUCCAGCUUUUCUAGCCAAUCAGAGGCGAAGGAGGCGGGACUUCCCCCAGGAAAAGUCUUCUCUGGGAUGUGUUUUUUUAACCAAAUUAUAUCUCAUUUGAGAGAAGAUAUGUAAUAAUAAUCACCAUAAUAACUUAAAUGAUGAUGACAAAAAAUGUCUUGAAAGGCACAAAACUUAAGUUUGGCAGUUUUGGCGCCCCCUUUGGACAAUACAGUCUUUACUUUUCUGAUCUUCUCUAAAUUCUUAAGAAGAGUUUUUUGACAAUUAACCCAAACCUGCUGACUAAUUUAUCAUUAAUCAAUAUGUUAUUAAGAUUUUAUGCAGAAAUUAUCAAAACAGGGGCUGUUUUUUUUUUUUCAGCUGUGAGUCGAAUUUGAUGUCCAAAAAACCCUUACAGGAGCUUUAACCUGAUCGCUUUGAGGUCUAACUCAACAUUAAAAUCCAUAUUCUGCUCAGAACAGUCGAACAGCUGUGUUUUUUUCUCACACGUUCAGCAUCUCCCUGACGAUCUGUCUUAUAUGUUCGGCUUUCUAAUUCCCUGAAACUGGUGUGUCUGUCACAGACUCCUCUUUGAGAGUGGAUCAAUCAGUCCAGAAAUGACAGAGGAUGAACGUCAGAGCUCCACGUUUUAAAACACAAUUUUUGCUUUGGUGCAGCAGCAGCCUUCUCCUCUGUUUGCUGUGAUUCUUAGAUGUUUUAUUAACUUGGUAACAUUUCAUAACAACGGCAAAGCACAGCUGUCUCACUCUACAAUCACAAAGAGCUGGAUUUAAAUAAAUAAAGCUUUAAGAGGUACUGACAUCUCCAUCUCCAUUUCUUCUUACAGGUUUACUUCGACAUGAAACUUGGGGAUGAGGAGAUUGGAAGAAUCGUCAUCGGGGUGUUUGGAAAGACUGUCCCCAAAACUGUUGAAAACUUCGUGGCUCUUGCAACAGGAGAGGUGAGGACAUCACGGCUUUAUUUAGUUAUUUAUUUACAGUCAACACAGAUAAAGAUCGUGUAUUUUUGACCAUGAAUAUGUUAAAAAAUGUGACUGUUUAUGUUGUUCUUGUUUUGCUCUCGAUCGAGCAGAAAGGAUUCGGCUACAAAGGCAGCAAGUUCCACCGAGUCAUCAGCGACUUUAUGAUCCAGGGCGGAGACUUCACCAAAGGAGACGGCACCGGAGGUAAGAUACCCCCGACCUCCACCUGCAGACUGGAAUCUGUGUGGGAUUUUCUCUUCAAGUGCAAACCUGUCCCCCUGCCGUCUGAUUCAGAGCCGCCCCCAGCGUUGAAAAUCCUUUUUCAUCGAAAAGGAAAUCAAGUUUUGAGCAUGUAGAGUCUGUGUGUUCGUGCUUUAUCGUCUCUGAAGUGUUUAUGAUGAAACUACGUAUAAUAACCAACAUGAUGGCUUGUCCAUUUCCCAAUCAGAUCAGUCAUGUAUCCUGACGCAGAAGCAGAAAUUUUACAACUGAAGUAUUUUCUUCCUUUCUUUUAAAAAAAAAAUAAAAAAGGUAAGAGCAUCUACGGCGACCGUUUCCCCGAUGAGAACUUCAAGCUGAAGCACUACGGCCCCGGCUGGCUCAGCAUGGCCAACGCCGGCAAAGACACCAAUGGCUCCCAGUUCUUCAUCACCACCGCUCAGACCCAGUGGCUGGACGGCAAACACGUCGUCUUUGGAAAAGUUUUGGAGGGCAUGGUGAGUCUGAGAAGUCCCGGUCCCGCUGACAUUCCAGGGGUUAAACUGGCUGUGAUGGGAGAGAUUAAAGGUUCAGAUCCAGGGAAGGAUUUGGCUUUAAAGUCGAGUUGUCCUCAUGGUACCUUUUUAGUAUCUUUUGAAAUGCUUAAAAUAGCAGCCGGACGAAAAUAGAUCCGGGUUGUCCACUCAAGUGUGUGAUGCUUAAAAAGUAAAAUACUCCAUGAGACAGACGGAUCAACUUGGAUCUACAUUUUAACAGUUUUCCUUUUAAUGCACGUGAAUCCAAGAAAAGGCGAACCCUGUUGUAUGGAAGAGGAUUAGGGCCACAAGAAGAGAGAAAAAAUAAUUACAGGAAGGAUUUUUUUUUUAUUUCCAAUUUGAGAUUCAAGUCGAAAUUUCAAGAUUGAAGUCAAAAUUUUAAUGUCAAAAUGAAAAGAAUCGAAGUAACGUGAACAAAGUCGAAAUUUUAAUCUUAAAACAUUUUAAACUUAAUCUCAAGAUUUUAAUUUCUCUUUAUCUUAAAAUUUUGAUAUUAUUUACAACAUUUUGACAUUUUGUAAUCUUGAAAUUUUUACUUCAAUCUCAAAAUUCCAACUUUAUUUACAUAAUUCUGUUUUUUUUCUUUUUUUUUAUCUCUUAAUUUUGACUCUAAUCUCUAAAUUUUGACUUUAAUGUCUUAGGUGUCUGUACAUUUUCGGUUUAUUGCCUAGCCCUAGUUAGUGGCCUGGAUUGGGCUUUAAGUAUAUACAGUGUCAUUUAACGCUUCAGGAACAAAACAAAUCAUGUGUAGAGCAACAAAAGCCAAAUAUGGCCUAUAGAUAAGAUAUCUGUCAAUUAGCACUCAGAGGAUAUAUCCUCGUCUAGUGACAUAAAAUUGGUAAAGAGAUUGUGUUAAAUAGGCCCCCCCCAAGUGUUUUAAAGUCUAAAAUGCAGGUUUAUUUUCAAAGUUUUUUGUUGCAGUUGUUAAAAUUGACAGAUUCACAUUUUUUAAUGAGGUAAAAGAAACUGAAUCUGGAGAUGUUACUGGACUGUCAAGUCUUGAGAUUUCGUCCUCACUGAGGUGUUUUCAUGCUCUCCACGUUUGUAUCCUCCAGGAAGUCGUAAGGAAGAUCGAGAGCACGAAGACAGACGGCCGGGAUAAACCCCUGAAAGACGUCAUCAUCUUCGAUUGUGGCAAAAUCGAGGUGGAAAAGCCUUUCGCAGUGGCCAAGGAGUGAGAGCGCUGCUGGGAGAAGACGGGACUGGGGGUUGUAAAGAGGGGUGGGUUAAUCGUGCGGUCCACCUUGUUUGAUGGCGGGCAGCCCCGUGAGGUCCUGGAGGAGCGGGCUGUGGGUCAUUCAGUGUCGGCGGCUGCCGUCUUAAAGCACCAGAAGAGCGUUAACAUUGAGCAACCAUGACGACACUCUGGGUCCAUUUACCAACAAGCAUUCCAAGGUGCACUUACUGUCCGUGGUCGUUAUUUUGUAAAAAAUGGGAUCUGAAUAAAGGUUUCACGUUUUGUUAACCAG
Messenger RNA from Xyrichtys novacula (pearly razorfish), 13271 nucleotides. Lineage: Eukaryota; Metazoa; Chordata; Actinopteri; Labriformes; Labridae. The record is from the annotation of a GenBank genome assembly.